AAAAGUUUUUAAUAUUUGUUUUGAUUUUCAAUUAUUUUUAAUGAUUUUAUAAUUAAUUAAAUGAAUUAUCACUUUAAUUGAUCCAAUUGUUUAUAUACAAAAUUAUCAGAACUCAUGAGUAAUACACAGCUAUUGAACCAAAGUUGGGAUUAUUUGUCCAAACAAUUGACACACUUUGAGGAAAGCGAUGAUUAUUUAUCAAAACUGACGGACGCUUUGCGAGUACUUCGGGACCAGUCUUUUGUUGAAGUACUCAUUGAAUGGUACUAUGAUUUGUACUACACUUUCAUCAACGAAGAACUUGUACCACAUUUUUGGUCCACAUUUCGUAAUCACCAGCAGUUGAGCGAAGACACGGCCAACACAUCCACCGCCGGCACCACUCAUGCCAUACUAUUCUCGACCGCCGAUCAUCUGUUUGUGUCGGCAAACAAGUGGAUCAAUAAUGUGGUGUUGAGUCGUGUGUUUGAUACGAAUGGCAAUUAUCAACAGUACGUCGAAAUGCAGAUGAAAAUGAAGUCACUGUUGCGGUCAAUACUGUUGGCAGAGAUUCCCAUUUGUUUCAAUCAAUACCUUCUGAGCGCAUAUUCGCUGGCGUUUGCCGUCAAUCAGUACCAGAAGAAUAGGGCAAACAAUUCGUGUGAACUCAACGGUUCCGUUGAUAUGAUUGAAAUGGACACCAAAUGCGGCGGUUGUUGUCAACAGACCAACGAUUGUUUGUGUCAAUCGAUUAGCGAAGACUUUCUUAAAUUCAAUCAACAAUUGAGUGAAUUAUCAUUGAUUGAAGUGAUCUCUGGAGAUGCCAUCACAUCCGUAAUGCACACAUGUAUUGACAAACAUAUCUACGAGAGCUGUAAAGGCAAUUUUGAGGUCUCAUGUAUUUGUAAUCUGAAGAAUUGGAUCGACAAUACGGUCAUCAAUUGGGUCCGAUUUGUGUACGAAAUGUCUUCGUUUGGCAACAGUCUGUCCAACUUAGAGGAACGGCUGACACACUUCUUGUACGAGACG
Medioppia subpectinata is the source of this 1008-nucleotide messenger RNA. NCBI's taxonomy places the organism in Eukaryota, Metazoa, Arthropoda, Arachnida, Sarcoptiformes, Oppiidae. The record is from the annotation of a GenBank genome assembly.